AGUGGCCUGCAACUUCUAUUGUAAAGUGCGAAAUUUGCAAUAAAUUUUGGUACUUCCAUUUUAUGUUGAAAUUAAGAAAACAAAUUAGUCAGUAAUUAAUUUGAAAUUGUUACCGCUGCCCGUUAAAGUGUUAUACCCGCAUCGCAAUUGUAUUUUUCAAUGGUGUACAUAGUUUAAAAUUUCUUCUCCACAUGUCGUCGACGCCGUUGUCGUCACCAGCAGCAGCAAAAUAAGUAUACGUGCUUAAGUUGUGUUGAGCAGUGACGAAAAAAGAAAACAAGAAACGUACAUAUAAAAAGCAAAGUACAUCACAUAACAAUAACAACAAUAACAAAAGAAAAGGGCCGAAACAAAAGCAACGAAAGUUAAGCACUUUGGUUUUGUCUUUUGCUUUCGGUUUGUUCAUUGUCGUCGUUUCUUUGGCAAGCUUAACUCCUUCGGCGCAGGCAAAGUAGAAGUGAAAAUAAAGUCCGCGUUCAACACUCUUUCACGACAACAACUACAACAAUAAAACGACGUUCCCCAACACGCACACAAUACAAUUGAGCGCUUUUAGUGGGAGAGUGAGAACGGGAGUGUCAGCAGUGCGAUUGGGAGCGAGAGCGCGACCGCAACUCCUUGGCCUUAUUUGAUUGUUGUUGUUGUGUGGCUAGUUGUGUUGAGUUGUUGUGGCUUGUUGUGUGUUGCCUCCUGCUAACUCGCGCGCGCUGCUCAACGAAAACUGUUCAACUGUCAUGGCCGGUAAUGGAGAGGCCUCCUGGUGCUUCUCACAGAUCAAGGGCGCCUUAGAUGAUGAUGUCACCGAUGCGGAUAUCAUAUCCUGCGUUGAAUUCAAUCAUGACGGCGAGCUGUUGGCCACGGGCGACAAAGGCGGUCGCGUCGUCAUCUUUCAGCGUGAUCCCGCCUCGAAAACCUCCAAUCCUAGACGCGGUGAAUACAAUGUCUACUCGACAUUCCAAUCGCAUGAGCCUGAAUUUGAUUAUCUCAAAUCGCUGGAAAUCGAGGAGAAAAUCAAUAAGAUACGAUGGCUGCAUCAAAAGAAUCCCGUGCACUUUCUGCUCUCCACCAAUGAUAAAACGGUGAAAUUGUGGAAAGUGAGUGAGCGCGAUAAGUCGUUUGAGGGCUAUAACACGAAAGAGGAGAAUGGUCUCAUCAGAGAUCCACAAAACGUAACCGCCUUACGAGUUCCUUCUGUAAAGCAAGUGCCGCUAAUGGUUGAGGCUUCACCACGUCGGACUUUCGCCAAUGCACACACCUAUCACAUCAAUUCAAUUAGCGUUAAUUCGGAUCAAGAGACUUUCCUAUCAGCCGACGAUUUGCGUAUCAACCUCUGGCAUCUGGAGGUGGUUAAUCAGAGUUACAAUAUUGUUGACAUCAAGCCAACCAAUAUGGAGGAGCUGACGGAGGUCAUAACCGCAGCUGAGUUCCAUCCGACCGAAUGCAAUGUAUUUGUAUACUCCAGCUCCAAAGGGACAAUACGAUUAUGUGAUAUGCGAUCAGCGGCACUUUGUGACCGUCACAGCAAGCAAUUUGAGGAGCCUGAAAAUCCAACGAAUCGCAGUUUCUUUAGUGAAAUAAUCAGCUCCAUAAGUGACGUUAAGCUGAGCAACUCGGGUCGCUAUAUGAUCUCCAGAGACUAUUUAAGCAUCAAAGUUUGGGACUUGCACAUGGAGACAAAACCAAUUGAGACCUACCCGGUUCACGAAUACCUACGUGCCAAGUUGUGCUCGCUCUAUGAGAACGACUGCAUCUUUGACAAGUUUGAGUGCUGUUGGAAUGGCAAGGAUAGCUCUAUAAUGACGGGCAGUUACAACAAUUUUUUCCGCGUAUUUGAUCGAAAUUCGAAAAAAGAUGUCACUCUCGAGGCAUCCAGGGAUAUUAUUAAGCCCAAGACGGUGCUAAAACCGAGAAAAGUUUGCACUGGCGGCAAACGAAAGAAGGACGAGAUCAGCGUUGAUUGUCUCGACUUCAAUAAGAAAAUCUUACAUACCGCUUGGCAUCCCGAGGAAAAUAUUAUAGCUGUGGCCGCGACUAAUAACCUGUUCAUAUUUCAGGAUAAAUUUUAGCUAAAACUUCUACUGCAAGCAUUGUACACACCACCCACGCCCAUUACUAUGGCCUUGGCAAAGCCUUGGCAACAGUGGCAACAGUCGGCUCAUUUAAAUGAUAAUUCGAUUGAUUUGUUUCAAAAGCGCUGUCAAAUUUCAUAUAAAUUGUUUGCUUAUCAUUGAUCCAAGACCCUUCCUACCCACACAUAAACAACAGCAACAACAACACAAAAAUGCCAUAGCAAAAGCUUUGUAACAUUUUUCCUUAGUGAUACGUACAAUAUAAAUAAACAAAUUUUAUACAUAGAUAACAUUUAUAUAUUUAAUGAUGAAGCAGAAUUAUAAUUUUCUUCUAGCGCAAUUAAAGAAACAAUCGAAUUAUCAAACGUAGUGUACCAAGUUUUUUUUAUAUUAAUAUGCGCCCAAGUAUUUCUAACAAAAAUUAUAUCUAAAAUUACAAAAAGAAAAAAAAAACAAAGAAAAAAUAUACAUACAAAACGCAUAUUAAAAUUUUUGUUCGCUGUUAAGUUUAAUCAUAACACAAAAAAAAAAGUUUAGCAUGCAUAAAAAGUUAAAAAUAGGAGUUGUGCGCUUUUCUUUCUGUUGUAUGUUUUAAUCUUCGUUUUCGAUCAAGUUCAUUCCAAGCUGUUAAAAACGAAAAUAAUUAAAAUAGCUAGCCUAUCAAUAAUGUAUGAUACUAAAUCUCAGCUAAAAUAUCACCAGCGCAUACCUCACCUCACCUUUCACCCCAUGCUGUUAUCAGUCAUACAAAUCACCACGCAAAUACGAAAUGCUCAUUUAAACAUCUAAAUUUACUAAGAAUCUGUUAAGAAGAAAAUUAAAGAAAAACAAAAUAAAAUCAAUUAAAAUAUAAUGCAAAUAAUAAAAGUAUACAAAUACUGCAGUCUUUAAAUUUUCUCCUAUGAGAGACAUACAAAAAGGAAAAAAAAAAACAAACAACCUAAUUUUAACAUAAUUAUUUGUAUUAGUGUUCUCAAGUUCUUUAAUUUUAUAUCUUACAAAAAACAAACAAUAUUUUUAUACGCUAUGUUUUAAGCUAAGUAUUGCUAUUAUUAGUUACACUUUGCGUGCAGGCGUCCCAUAUUGCAUAUAAUAUAGGUUCCCCUCACCUGGUCACCUGUUUGUCAGCCCCUCCUGCACCUGCCAUAAAGUAACUAACUUGGUUGGCAUCAUAUUAAAAUGGUUUUCAGCUUCUUCAACUUAACAAUUGUUUACAGUCCCCUCUCACCAUGCACAACUGGUCGACUUUUAGGCUAUCUAGUGCGUCUAGUGUUAACAAAAAAUGUGAACUAAAAAGGUUAAUCGAUAAAAAUAAUAAUAAAUAUAUAAUGAAUUGCAGGCAUUGAGAGUUCAAAAAGAAUGAAAUGUAAACGCAUAAAUGAUAAAAAAAAUAUGUGCUUCUUAUGAGAAUUAAUUAUGUAUUAAAUAUGUAUUUCCAAUGAACUAGUUAUACAGAAUUAGAAAGCAGGAUGGACGGUUACAUUUACAUACAUACAUACAUCCACAUUAAGCCCAAAAUAAAGAAGUUGUUUGUGAAAAAACCGUGUGAAAUUCGAUUACCAUUUAAGUAAAAAUUCUAUUUUUAAUACAUACAAUGUACAUUUUGUUUCAGACAAAUAUACACUACACACAUUAUGCCCACAA
Molecule: messenger RNA, 3713 nt
Organism: Drosophila nasuta
Lineage: Eukaryota; Metazoa; Arthropoda; Insecta; Diptera; Drosophilidae
Gene: tws
Product: protein phosphatase 2 regulatory subunit tws
Exons: 5
Coding region: 735-2066 (443 amino acids)
Cellular component (GO): protein phosphatase type 2A complex
Molecular function (GO): protein binding; protein phosphatase regulator activity
Source: RefSeq, a predicted model, not a curated record